AUGGGAAUAGAACCUACUGUACGGGUAUCAAAUUACGAUGAAAAUCUUAGUAAAGACCUAGCCGUCGAUGAAUUUGUACGUGAGACAGCACGUAUGAAGGCAGUGAAGAUUGCAAAACUUAUGGAUAUCAAAGAUUACGAUGUGAUUAUUGGUUGUGACACAGUGGUUCUAUUUAACAACAAUAUCAUUGGCAAGCCGAUAAAUGUAGAAGAUGCUCGAGCUACUCUUCACAGAUUAAGCGGAAAUGUGCAUGAAGUUUAUACUGGUGUUACAAUCAUAGAUAAUAAUCAACAGUGUGAGCAAUUCGUAGAGCGAACAACUGUCAAAUUUUGUCAAAUUCCAGCAAAUGUUAUAGAAGAAUAUAUUGCUUCUGGCGAACCAUUUGAUCGAGCUGGUUCCUAUAGUAUUCAAGGUUGCGGAGGAAUGUUUGUCGAAAAGAUUGAUGGCUGUUAUUACAAUGUUGUUGGAUUACCAAUUAAUCGAUUGGUAAAAGCUCUCUGGAAAAGGAUCGGUUUGAAAUGA
This is a messenger RNA of Brugia malayi, 522 nucleotides long. It is a transcript of the gene Bma-dod-18, whose product is annotated as maf protein. Gene Ontology annotation, molecular function: nucleoside triphosphate diphosphatase activity. NCBI's taxonomy places the organism in Eukaryota, Metazoa, Nematoda, Chromadorea, Rhabditida, Onchocercidae. The transcript has 5 exons. Bases 1 to 522 code for a protein of 173 amino acids. The record is from RefSeq and is a predicted model, not a curated record.